GUCUCUCCGAGAGUCAGCACAGUCCCCCGUCUGCAGGAAUGAACCCACUGCUGGUUGAGUUGUGCUCUGGGCUUCCUUUGAAACCUCUGCCCCCCAAAAGAGGGAGAGACACCAGCCUGCCUCAUGCUCCUGUUCGCACUCCCAACCUAACAACCAACGAUGAAAAGUUCAGGCUGGCGAUGUACUACCUAUCCCAGAUGACAGAGGAGCAGACUCUGGUCAUGUACAGUGGGCACCCACAUGGAUUGUUCCCAAGUCCCCGAAAUGCUCCACGGGUGGUCCUCACAAACGGCAUGGUGAUCCCAAACUAUUCCUCCAGGGAUGAGUAUGAGAUGAUGUUUGCCAUGGGAGUGACCAUGUACGGACAGAUGACAGCAGGAAGCUACUGUUACAUUGGCCCACAGGGGAUUGUGCAUGGCACUGUGCUGACUGUACUGAACGCGGGCCGUCGCUACCUGGGGCUGGACGAUCUCAGCGGCAAAGUGUUUGUGACAUCGGGACUGGGUGGGAUGAGUGGUGCCCAGGCUAAAGCAGCGGCUAUCAUUGGCUGUGUGGCAGUGAUAGCGGAGGUCGAUGAGGCAGCUCUGACUAAACGACACCAGCAAGGCUGGCUCAUGCAAAUCAGCAACAGCUUGGACCAGUGUGUCGCUCAGAUCAGGGAGGCUCGACAAAAGAAGACAGCCCUCAGUCUUGGUUAUCAUGGUAACGUGGUGGACCUCUGGGAACGGCUGGUGCAGGAGAGUGAGCAGACUGGAGAGCUCCUGGUGGACCUGGGCUCGGAUCAGACUUCCUGUCACAACCCUUUCAGUGGAGGUUACUACCCUGCACAGCUCACAUUCGAGGCAGCCAAUCAGAUGAUGCACGCUGACCCGAAAACAUUCCGCCGUCUUGUCCAGGAAAGCCUGUUGCAACAAGUAACUGCCAUCAACAAACUGUCGGAGAAAGGGAUGUUUUUCUGGGAUUAUGGGAAUGCUUUCCUACUUGAAGCCAAGAGAGCAGGUGCUGAUGUGGAGAAAGCUGGAGGUGGAAAACUGGAAUUCAAGUUCCCGUCAUAUGUCCAGCAUAUAAUGGGCGAUAUUUUCUCUCUGGGGUUUGGGCCAUUUCGUUGGGUUUGUACUUCAGCUGACCCCACGGACCUAAUGGAGACCGAUGCUAUUGCUACUGCGGUACUGGAGGAGAUUGCACAUGAAACAGAGACCAGCAUUUAUGUCAAGCAACAAUACUCAGAUAACAUCCGCUGGAUCAGACAGGCUGCAAAGCACAACAUGGUUGUCGGCUCUCAAGCUCGGAUUCUGUAUUCAGACCAGAAAGGACGUGUGAAGAUAGCAGUUGCAAUAAAUCAGGCUAUUGCUGCAGGCAAGAUCAAGGCUCCUGUGGUGAUUAGCCGAGACCACCAUGAUGUCAGUGGAACAGACAGUCCCUUCAGGGAAACCUCGAAUAUUUAUGAUGGGUCGGCGUUUUGUGCAGACAUGGCGGUGCAGAACGUUAUUGGCGAUUCCUUCCGAGGGGCAACGUGGGUGGCUUUACACAAUGGUGGAGGUGUGGGCUGGGGAGAGGUGAUGAAUGGUGGCUUCGGCCUGGUCCUGGAUGGCUCUGCAGAGGCUGAGGAGCGUGCGAAUAUGAUGCUGAACUGGGACGUAUCCAAUGGGGUGAGUGAGACAUAUUUCCACUCUGCUUCACUCUGUGUUCCGAUGAAACACGUUCGAUGA
Rhincodon typus (whale shark) is the source of this 1709-nucleotide messenger RNA. It is a transcript of the gene uroc1, whose product is annotated as urocanate hydratase 1. The transcript has 16 exons. Gene Ontology annotation, molecular function: urocanate hydratase activity. The record is from RefSeq and is a predicted model, not a curated record. Bases 39 to 1709 code for a protein of 556 amino acids. Gene Ontology annotation, biological process: L-histidine catabolic process. Lineage: Eukaryota; Metazoa; Chordata; Chondrichthyes; Orectolobiformes; Rhincodontidae.